AUGAGUCAAUUGGGCGGUCCCGGAGCUCGGCAAGCCAAUGCCAAACCAAUUCCUCCUCAGCGCGGGAGUUUUCCUUUGGACCACGACGGUGAAUGUAAGCACGUCAUAUCAAACUAUCUCGAGUGCAUUAAGAAAGUGCGCGGCGUCAAUGACGCACAAUGUCGUGACCUUGCCAAAUCUUAUUUGGCUUGCCGCAUGGAUAGAAAUCUCAUGGCGAAAGACGAUUUCAAGAAUUUAGGCUUCGGCAAUCAACAAGCAACGGGGAACCACAAUAGUCUGAUACAGGACCAGAGGCAUGGCCAGGACGCUCCUGGAAAAGAAAAAGAAAUGCGGCCGGGUGAGUUGAGGUGGUGA
Colletotrichum truncatum is the source of this 354-nucleotide messenger RNA. Its product is annotated as putative cytochrome c oxidase assembly protein cox19-like protein. Gene Ontology annotation, biological process: mitochondrial respiratory chain complex IV assembly. NCBI's taxonomy places the organism in Eukaryota, Fungi, Ascomycota, Sordariomycetes, Glomerellales, Glomerellaceae. Gene Ontology annotation, cellular component: mitochondrial intermembrane space. The record is from RefSeq and is a predicted model, not a curated record.